Messenger RNA from Mizuhopecten yessoensis (Yesso scallop), 577 nucleotides. RefSeq lists its product as uncharacterized. The annotation marks the transcript as partial. NCBI's taxonomy places the organism in Eukaryota, Metazoa, Mollusca, Bivalvia, Pectinida, Pectinidae. The transcript is spliced from 2 exons. The record is from RefSeq and is a predicted model, not a curated record.
AAAUCACAUGUCUUGCCUUCCAUUUAUUGUUUCAGAUAUUGUAAAACCACAGGUGACAUGCCCUCCCUCCCGUACAAUUUCAGUAAAAGAUGUUUCCUCAUCUGAGGAGGUGGACACUGUGCUUGAAAGCGACAUCAUCAAGUCGGAUAUUGUAGGUAUAACAGAUGUUAUCAUCAAUCCUACUACCCUGACUGUGAGUGGCAGUAAUCUGGGCAGUCAUAUUGUCACAAUCAUAGUACGGGAUGCUGCUUCCAACUCGGCUGUCUGCAACUUUGAUGUGGCCGUCAAAAUUGAUCCCUGUUCACCUUUAGCAUUGACUACGCCCUUACAUGGAAGUAAAGUUUGCAAUGAAGUAGCAGGUGGUUACUCCUGUACACUAACCUGUGAGUCAGGCUAUGUGUUCUACCAAUAUCCUACUACUAACCUAUCCAUGCAGUGCAGAAUGGGAAAUCCCUGGAAUCCAGAAGCGGUGCCUGCAUGUGUCCCAGGUAAGGGUUGUUCUUGCUUAUGUCCCAGGCAAGGACUUACCUCUGUGAAUGAAAGACAAUGUGUCUGCAAGUAAGUGUCCCAGGUAAUG